AUGGCAUCAGAAGACCUCCGUACACUUCCUGAGGCAGAGCGCUCGGCCCUGGCCGUUAAGGGCCCUACCUUUAUUUUCGACGGCGUUUGUAAUCUGUGCAACACCGCAUUGAGAUUUGUCAAUGAUCAUGUACGGCCCGACGCUGAUGUGAAGUAUAUGUGGACAAACCAUCCUGACACAUUGAAGGUUUUGGAGAAAUACGACGUGAACGAGGAAGAUAUCAACAAGAGCUGGGGUUACCUCAAAGACGGUCAGCUGUACCGUGGUUCCACCGCGUGGCUCAUGGGCCUUCGUGAACUCACUGCUCCGUGGUGCUGGGCAUACUACCUCAUCCACGUCCCUGAGGUUAUCAGGGAGUUCGUGUACAAUUUAGUAGCAGCAAAUCGUUAUCGAUGGUUUGGCCGAAGUGAUCAGUGUCACGUUGUGGAGAAGUCUAUGUUGCAUCGGUUCCUCCACACUACCAGUAUGCCUUCCAAAACUACCAAGGCUGAAUAA
This is a messenger RNA of Perkinsus marinus ATCC 50983, 495 nucleotides long. RefSeq lists its product as hypothetical. Lineage: Eukaryota; Perkinsozoa; Perkinsida; Perkinsidae. The transcript has 4 exons. Bases 1 to 495 code for a protein of 164 amino acids. Gene Ontology annotation, molecular function: protein-disulfide reductase activity. The record is from RefSeq and is a predicted model, not a curated record.